This is a messenger RNA of Aegilops tauschii subsp. strangulata, 2751 nucleotides long. RefSeq names its product silicon efflux transporter LSI2. Gene Ontology annotation, cellular component: membrane. NCBI's taxonomy places the organism in Eukaryota, Viridiplantae, Streptophyta, Magnoliopsida, Poales, Poaceae. The record is from RefSeq and is a predicted model, not a curated record. Gene Ontology annotation, biological process: transmembrane transport.
UGGCCCCUCUUCGCUUUAUUCUCGCCUCCACUCGAUCCAACAUACACACCACCUCCACCUUUCCACUCCACCGCUCCUCCUCCUCCUCCUCCUCCUCCUCGCUCUCGCCACAACAGACCAGAGCAGAGAGCACUGCACUGUGGACUAUCCAUCCACGCCCCUACUCCAGUCCGAGGACACAACGUGAGUAGGCGCGGUGGUGCUCUGCUUCUGCUUGCUUGAUUGUUGAUAUGCAUUCCAUAUGCGCUGUGCCUGUCCCCGGUUUUCGCUAAUCCGACCGUUUUUGUGUUUCCCGGCCAACAAAACCAAACUCAUUUCGUCCACAAAAGGAUCUUUGCUUUCCUUUUUUCUGCUAAUUGAUCCUGCCUUCAUUAGCUCCCGGAUUUAAAACUCUUCUUUUGUUGCUCGGAUUUUGCAGGAUAUUCUUGGAAUUUAGCUGCGCGUGCAUGGAGAGAUUGCUGUCGCUGCUGCCGAUCGAUCGAUCACUCCUCCGAUUAACCUAGUCUGACUUGGCCUGCUGCGGAUUUCUUACUGUUCUUUCCCCUCUCCUAGCUGCUCCAGGUUCUUGAUCUUCUUCCAAGAGCAGAGUAGCUUGUACGUAGUAGAAUUCUGUGUGGGCUAGACAAGAGAAGAGAAUUCGAACAUGGUGCUGGCGCACACGUCCAAGGUGGUGCUGGGAUGCGUGGCGUUCGGCAUCUUCUGGGUGCUGGCCGUCUUCCCCAGCGUGCCCUUCAUGCCCGUCGGCCGCACCGCCGGCUCCCUGCUGGGCGCCAUGCUCAUGGUGCUCUUCCGGGUCAUCUCCCCCGAGGACGCGUACGCGGCCAUCGACCUCCCCAUCAUCGGCCUCCUCUUCGGCACCAUGGUCGUCUCCAUCUUCCUGGAGCGCGCCGACAUGUUCAAGUACCUCGGCAACCUGCUCCAGUGGAAGAGCCGCGGCCCCAAGGACCUGCUCUUCCGCGUCUGCAUCGUCUCCGCCAUCGCCUCCGCGCUCUUCACCAACGACACCUGCUGCGUCGUCCUCACCGAGUUCAUCCUCAAGGUCGCGCGCCAGAACAACCUCCCGCCCCAGCCCUUCCUCCUCGCGCUCGCCACCAGCUCCAACAUCGGCUCCGCCGCCACGCCCAUCGGCAACCCGCAGAACCUCGUCAUCGCCGUCGAGAGCGGCAUCUCCUUCGGCCAGUUCCUCCUCGGCGUCUUCCCCGCCAUGAUCGUCGGCGUGCUCACCAACGCCGCCAUCCUCCUCUGCUACUUCUGGAGGUACCUCAACGUCGAGCCGGCCGACCAGGAGCGCGGCGGCGUUGUCUCCACGGGGCCCGAGGUCGUCGGCGACGACGAGGUCACCUCGCACCGCUUCACGCCCGCCAGGAUGUCGCACGUCUCCUCGAUCAACCCGGACGACUUCGACUGCGUCAGCGAGCCCAUCAUCCGGAGCGCCAGCGUCAACGGCGACCACCUGCGCAGCAGGAGCGUCAACUCCAACGCCAACGCCGCCGACGCCGACAUGCAGUUCUCCAUCAGGUCCCUCCGCUCCUCCAGCAUGUCGCACGAGAUGGUGGAGGUCUCCACGCUCCCCGUCCUCAUCGACGGCGCCUCCUCCAGGAAGUUCACCAGGACCGCCAGCCAGCAGAGGAGCGUCAUCAUCGAGGACGCGCCGCCGUCGUCGCCCACAGACGACGAGGCCGCCGCCAACCAGAACGGCGACAAGGACAAGGGGGAGCUGCCCGAGGUCGUGGAGAAGAGGUGGAAGGUGCUGGUGUGGAAGACGGCCGUGUACCUCAUCACCCUCGGCAUGCUCAUCGCCCUCCUCAUGGGCCUCAACAUGUCCUGGACCGCCAUCACCGCCGCUCUCGUCCUCCUCGCGCUCGAUUUCACCGACGCACAGGCCUGCCUCGAGAAGGUUUCCUACUCGCUGCUCAUCUUCUUCUGCGGCAUGUUCAUCACGGUGGACGGGUUCAACAAGACCGGCAUACCCAACACGAUGUGGGAGCUGGUGGAGCCCUACUCGCGGAUCGACAGCGCCAGAGGCGUCGCGCUCCUCGGACUCGUCAUCCUCAUCCUCUCCAACGUCGCAUCCAAUGUUCCAACAGUUCUGCUGCUGGGGACGAGGGUGGCCGCGUCGGCUGCCGCAAUCUCGCCGGCGUCGGAGAGGAAGGCGUGGCUGAUACUGGCCUACGUGAGCACGGUGGCCGGGAACCUGACGCUGCUGGGGUCGGCGGCGAACCUGAUCGUGUGCGAGCAGGCCAGGCGCGCGCAGUUCUUCGGCUACAACCUCUCCUUCUGGAGCCACCUCCGGUUCGGGGUACCGUCCACCAUCGUCGUCACCGCCAUCGGCCUCCUCAUCGUCAGCAGCUACUGAAUUGAACCAAGCAAGAAACUGAACAUAGUAGUACUACCGUGCAAGGAGCAUAGCGAAAUCCUUUCUUCUUCUUCAAUAAUGGAGACUACUCAUGUAAAAUCGAUAGGCUUGUCAUGUAACCCGAUUGUGCUUUGUGUAUCGCCAGUAAUUUCAGUGUUGUCAUCCUCUGUUGUCGCUAAAGCAGACGGCCGGCCAGUACGGGUGGCAGACCAAGCAGUAACCCUGCGUUUUUCAGAUUUCUCAACUUGGAGUUGCAGAUAGGUUCUUGUUGAUCUAAGAAGUUACUUAUAUUGUAAUCUGAUUUCAUUUUUGGUGUUUCAGAGUGAAUCAACGUGGCCUGUAAUCGUGCCGUACUUGCAUAGUUUUUGUUUUAUAACAGCAUAUACAUUUGCGUA